Chenopodium quinoa (quinoa) is the source of this 3589-nucleotide messenger RNA. RefSeq names its product L-arabinokinase-like. The coding region runs from base 394 to 3366 and encodes 990 amino acids. The transcript is spliced from 29 exons. The record is from RefSeq and is a predicted model, not a curated record. Gene Ontology annotation, molecular function: ATP binding. NCBI's taxonomy places the organism in Eukaryota, Viridiplantae, Streptophyta, Magnoliopsida, Caryophyllales, Amaranthaceae.
UUUACCGGUACAAGUAAUUUUUAAUUUACGGUUUGUUUCGGAUAAACUCAAAAAUUAGAGUGAUAAAAUAGAGUAACAAAAAAAAAAAAAUUCAGUGUUAAUCUUUUUUUCAACAAAAUUCCAAAAAAAAUUCACCUAUAAAUUGAAAAAAUCACGUGCUACCUCUUUUUAUAACUCCAACAAAUUUUUCCAAUUCUGUUUUAGAAAAUGAUUUUCAAUUGAUUUCAAUUAUUUAUUUUAAAAAUCCCUAAUUUUUUAUUUAUCAAAUUGAUUGAUGAUAUUCCGAUUACUUAAUUGAAUUCAAAAUUCUAUUUAAUCAUAUGAAAAAUUUGUCGAAGCUGCAAAAAAAAAAUUGUGCGAAAUUGAAGAAUUGAUUGAAUACGAGAGAGAAAAAUGAGGAUUGAGAAUGAAGGAGAAGAUGUAUCCGCUCCGCCAAAGCAUCUUGUGUUUGCUUAUUAUGUUACUGGUCAUGGAUUUGGCCAUGCCACUCGUGUUGUUGAGGUUGCUAGACAUUUGAUUCUUGCCGGGCAUGACGUGCACUUGGUUUCGGCAGCACCAGACUUCGUUUACACUACAGAAAUCCAGUCACCUCGUCUUCACAUUCGUAAAGUGCUCUUGGACUGUGGAGCUGUUCAGGCAGAUGCCUUGACAGUUGAUCGUCUAGCCUCUCUGGAAAAGUAUCAUGAGACAGCUGUUGUUCCCCGGAAUUCCAUAUUAAAGACUGAAGUUGAGUGGCUGAAUUCAAUCAAGGCAGAUUUAGUGGUUUCAGAUGUUGUUCCAGUCGCAUGUCGUGCUGCUGCAGAUGCUGGAAUUCGUUGUGUCUGUGUCACCAAUUUUAGUUGGGAUUUUAUAUAUGCAGAUUAUGUUUUGGCUGCUGGACAUCAUCACCGUUCCAUAGUUUGGCAGAUCGCAGAGGACUAUUCUCAUUCAGAGUUCCUGAUUCGUCUUCCAGGAUAUUGUCCAAUGCCUGCUUUUCGUGAUGUUAUUGAUGUACCUCUGGUUGUUAGGAGGUUACACAGAUCUCGCAAGGAGGUGAGAAAAGAGCUUGGAAUUGAGGAUGAUGUGAAGUUGCUGAUCCUUAAUUUUGGUGGGCAGCCAUCAGGCUUGAAACUGACGGAAGAUCAUUUACCUCCUGGAUGGAAAUGCCUGGUCUGUGGAGCCUCUGAUAAGGAUGAACUUCCACCAGGCUUCAUAAAGCUAGCAAGAGAUGCAUACACACCUGAUUUAAUAGCAGCUUCUGACUGCAUGCUUGGAAAAAUUGGAUAUGGGACAGCAAGUGAAGCCUUGGCAUACAAAUUACCCUUUGUCUUUGUACGCAGAGAUUAUUUUAACGAGGAACCCUUCUUGAGACAUCUGUUAGAGUUCUAUCAAUGUGGAGUUGAGAUGAUACGAAGAGAUUUACUGACUGGACACUGGAAGCCCUACAUUGAUCGUGCUAUGAGCUUGAAGCCAUGUUAUGCUGGUGGUGUAAAUGGUGGAGAGGUAGCUGCCCGGAUUUUGCAAGAUGCUGCUGUUGGAAAGUACUAUGUCUCAGAUAAACUGAGUGGUGCUAGAAGAUUACGCGAUGCAAUUGUUCUUGGUUACCAGCUUCAAAGAAUGCCAGGUAGAGAUCCUGAUCUCUGUGUUCCUGAAUGGUAUGCCAAUGCUCAAAAUGAAAUGGGUCGUCGUUCUGGUUCUCCAAAACUUGGUGCUGAUGGAGCGUUGGAGAAUUUUGAUAGCUUAUACACAGAAAGCUUUGAAAUUCUUCACGGUGAUCUUCGUGAUCUUCAUGAUACGAAGAGUUUCUUGAAUAGUUUAGCAGAUCUUGCUAAAGAUUUUGAGAAGGAUGUGAAGCAUCAUGCCCGGGAGUACAAAGCUGCAACAGCAUUCUUUAAUUGGGAGGAAGAAAUAUUCGUGGCUAGAGCACCUGGAAGGCUGGAUGUAAUGGGAGGUAUUGCUGACUAUUCAGGAAGCCUUGUUUUGCAGAUGCCUAUAAAAGAAGCAUGCCAUGUUGCAUUGCAAAAAAACCACCCUAAUAAACACAAGCUAUGGAAGCAUGCGCAGGCUCGGCAGCAAGAUAAAGGACAGGGACCAACACCUGUCCUUCAAAUUGUAUCUUUUGGAGCAGAGCUGAGCAAUCGUGGUCCAACUUUUGACAUGGAUUUGUCUGACUUUAUGGAAGGAGACAAGCCAAUCUCAUAUGAGAAGGCACAGCAGUACUUCUCCCGAGACCCUUCACAGAAGUGGGCAGCUUAUGUGGCAGGAACAAUUCUGGUUUUGAUGACUGAGUUGGGCGUACGAUUUGAGAAUAGUAUCAGUAUGCUGGUUUCUUCUGCUGUUCCCGAAGGUAAAGGUGUUUCAUCAUCUGCCUCUGUGGAGGUUGCUAGCAUGUCAGCUGUUGCAGCUGCUCAUGGGUUAGAUAUAUCUCCAAGAGACCUUGCAUUGCUCUGCCAAAAGGUUGAGAAUUGUGUUGUUGGAGCCCCAUGUGGUGUGAUGGAUCAGAUGGCUUCGGCAUGUGGUGAAGCAAAUAAACUUUUAGCAAUGGUUUGCCAGCCUGCUGAGGUCUUAGGAUUGGUGGAAAUCCCAAACCAUAUACGUUUCUGGGGUAUUGAUUCAGGAAUACGACACAGUGUUGGAGGUGCGGACUAUGGAUCAGUGAGAGUAGGUGCAUUCAUGGGGCGGGAGAUGAUAAAGUCUUCAGCAUCUGAUACAUUAUCUAAUUCACAAUCAAUCAAUGAUGUGGCAAACUCAAGUGAUGAUGCCAAUGGCUCUGAAUUAAUUGGAACUGAAGCUAAUUUGGAGUAUCUAUGCAAUCUAACGCCUCAUAGAUAUGAAGCUGCUUAUGCUAAUGUCCUCCCUGAGAGUGUAGAUGGGGAAACCUUUCUUGAAAGAUAUGGAAACCACAAUGAUCCUGUUACUGUAAUUGAUUCAAAGAGCUCUUACGCUGUCAGAGCAGCUGCAAGGCACCCUAUUUAUGAAAAUUUCCGAGUGAAGGCCUUCAAGGCACUCCUGACAUCCGCACCCUCUGAUGACCAGUUGACUGCUUUGGGGGAGCUGAUUUAUCAGUGUCACUACAGCUACAAUGCCUGUGGUUUGGGCUCGGAUGGUACAGAUAGGAUUGUAGAAUUGGUGCAGCAAAUGCAGCAUAGCAGAUCAUCUGGAUCAGAGGAUCCAGCACUCUAUGGGGCAAAGAUAACCGGUGGUGGCUCUGGAGGAACCGUAUGUGUAAUUGGAAGGAACUCCAUGAGGAGUAGCCAAGAAAUACUCGAGAUUCAGCAGAGAUACAAAAAAGCAACUGGAUAUAUGCCAUUUUUAUUUGAAGGUUCAUCACCAGGUGCAGGGAUGUUUGGCUAUUUAAAAGUCCGCUGUCGUCGAUCUUUGAAAUAAUAUUAGCAACAACUUCUUACAUAGUAUUUCCUUUCUUGAUUAUUUGGUUGUUAUCUCUCAUAUGUGGAAUUGCAUAAAAGGGAUACUUAAUAAGUUGUAGGAUUCUAAAUUUAGGUUCAAACAAAAACCUUAUUGUUCUUCGAUUAGAAAACAUUGUCUGAUUAAACAUUAUUUGCACAUUGCACCACUUCAUUGGAAUCUAUAUUAUUUCUUCAACUCUUCA